CGCGGCAUUCCAUGGAGAACAACUGAUGGCAUUUAUGAUGCACAUACAUACUGCCAGCUGCGCAUCUUAGUCCAUUUUUACUUGUAAGUCGCCGCGGCCUAUACCCCUCGCAAUGUACAAACAGGCACAGCUCAGAUCACGAUCACUUCAUGCCGAUCUACGGACGACAGAAUGAACGCGAUGGGUCGCUUGGUGCGUGAGACACACUGUCAAGGCAUACCGAGAGCUUGUGCAGACACUCAACGGCAACGUACGCUCAUCCGAGUCUUUACCAGCACAUUUGGUAUGGCAACCACGACGGUUGCAGCUGGCAUGGCAGUCCUACAUCACCUGACUACUGAUGAGUUAGAUACGGAACAGUGCUGAUCCAAUCUAGUUCUGGACCGUUACGGCGACCGAUGAAAGUAGUC
Baudoinia panamericana UAMH 10762 is the source of this 410-nucleotide messenger RNA. RefSeq lists its product as uncharacterized. Lineage: Eukaryota; Fungi; Ascomycota; Dothideomycetes; Mycosphaerellales; Teratosphaeriaceae. The transcript has a single exon. Bases 172 to 366 code for a protein of 64 amino acids. The record is from RefSeq and is a predicted model, not a curated record.